Molecule: messenger RNA, 742 nt
Organism: Trachemys scripta elegans
Lineage: Eukaryota; Metazoa; Chordata; Testudines; Emydidae
Gene: SMIM18
Product: small integral membrane protein 18
Exons: 2
Coding region: 131-424 (97 amino acids)
Source: RefSeq, a predicted model, not a curated record
GCUCCAUUUUAGCUGUGCCAUAGGCUGCACUAAAAAAAAAAAACAGAGCAGACCAGCGCUCUUUCAGCAUCCUUUCAGACAAGAGCCUAUAGGUCUGCUGCAGAGAGCACAAUAAAAGAACUCUCCAAGCAUGGCAACCUUCAACAACAGUCCCUGGAACGCGACUACGUCCCUUUACCAAUACCUUGGUUUUCAAGUGCAAAAGAUUUACCCUUUCCAUGAUAACUGGAACACUGCCUGCUUUAUUAUUCUGGUUCUAUUUAUCUUUACUGUAGUUUCUCUGGUGGCGUUGGCUUUCCUUUACGAGUUGCUUGACUGUUGCUGCUGUGUGAAAAAUAAAACCAUGAAAGACCUAGAGAAUGAAUCCAAUCCAGUUAGAACCAUGAUGGACAGCUUUAGAAAGAGAGAAACAGAAGUGGUGUAGUAAUGAUUGAUCACUAGAACUCACAGAAGAACCAACAAGAAAAUGAAGCCUCUUGCAUCUUAUGAGCAAGUCAUGUGCUUUUUGGGCCUUAAAAAUCAUUAUUAGCAACAAUUAUUUCACUUCUGGAUGUGAACUUGAAUGGCUAGCAAAAUCUUUAUAUGGCCCACCUGUUAGAAUGUUAUGUGGGAAGAAAGAUUUUUGUUUUUAAAUGAACUUUUGUCAUCUAUAUUUGAUUACUAGAGUAAAUAUUUGUUCAUCUGAACAAUUCACAAUGUUGCUUAAUUGGAGAAAUACAGAUCAAUCUGAUUGUCACCCUCA